Rhagoletis pomonella (apple maggot) is the source of this 983-nucleotide messenger RNA. RefSeq lists its product as uncharacterized. Lineage: Eukaryota; Metazoa; Arthropoda; Insecta; Diptera; Tephritidae. The coding region runs from base 86 to 826 and encodes 246 amino acids. The transcript has 2 exons. The record is from RefSeq and is a predicted model, not a curated record.
CUGCGCAUUCGAUUGUGAGUCUCAAUUGAGCCGGUCAAGUGUACGGACGUAUUUAGUUUAGAUACAAAAUAAAAGUUAAAAAAAAAUGACGAAAUUUUUCAUUGCUGCUCUACUCUGUGUUGCUGCGUGUGCGCAGUUGUCCACCGCUGCUAGCAUUGCCGAAGCGAUCGAUAUCGAUCUGCGCGAAAACUUAAGUAGCUACAACAAAAUCCUGCCCGAAGUCGACGCAGCACACAAAGCCGAUUUGGAAAAGCUGAUCACGCAGACAGAGACUGCGCUCAAGGAGACCGACCCCAAGGAGAAGAACAAAAUUUUGGAUGCUCUACAUGGCGCUUUCCCCGAAGAAUUCAAUCAGUAUUUGAGCAAGAAAUUGCAAGAACUCCAUAUUGAUGCGGAUAUUCAACGUUCGCUCAGCUUCUAUACUACGCUGUUGGAAAAGACUGAAGCCGGCGAAUGGAAGCAGGAUAUUGAACAGGCUAUCGCCAAUUUGAACUCAAUCACGAGCGAGACUGAUGCUGCCAAGAAGGUCGAAUUGUAUGCACAAUUCUCCAAGCAGCUCAAAACUGAUUUCCAGGAUUUCUUGAAGAAGCAAACUUUGCCACAGAUUGAGCAGUCGUUGAGCGGUACUAUUAAAUUCUUUGAUGGUUUGCUGGCGGAAGCUGAUGCGCCGCACAAGAAUGAAAUCGCCGCCUUGAAGACGCAGGCUGAAGCUGGUUUGGCUGCCACCACCUUGGAGGAGAAGCAAAAGAUUUACUAUGAAAUCACCAACCCAGCCGAUAAAGAGCUCUUCAAUUACCUGAAGGAAAAGUACAUUGAGAAGAACUAAAGUGUUGGAUGACUAAUGAGUUUUGUAUGAUAGUAUCGUAAAUAUAAUUUAUCUAAUUGUUAAUUAAUGUGUGACGAAAAAAACGACGGACUAAUGCAAAAGCGUUUGUGUGAAAAUUAAAAUGAAUUGCAAAUAAAAAGGAAUAUGCUAAAUAAAA